Messenger RNA from Pseudogymnoascus verrucosus, 1238 nucleotides. RefSeq names its product cytochrome c1 (gene CYT1). NCBI's taxonomy places the organism in Eukaryota, Fungi, Ascomycota, Leotiomycetes, Thelebolales, Thelebolaceae. Gene Ontology annotation, biological process: mitochondrial electron transport, ubiquinol to cytochrome c. Gene Ontology annotation, molecular function: electron transfer activity; heme binding. The record is from RefSeq and is a predicted model, not a curated record. The transcript is spliced from 4 exons. The coding region runs from base 93 to 1049 and encodes 318 amino acids.
CGCACGAACCUCCGCCUACCACAGAGACCGCUCUCGUCUGCCCCCUCUGUUCCCUCCUCGAGAGUCGACCGCCGAGGAGCAAUUGAUUCACGAUGUCAAUGUUUGCUAGAAAUGCUGCCCGCUUCGGCGCGGUCCGGAGCAGUGUGAGCAGGACCACAAAGCGCGCUGCGUCGUCGGCCUCUGAAGCUGUCAACUCCCCCUUCAAACUUACUGCCGCCGGAACCGCUGCCACUGCCGUUGCUGCUGGCUCGAUGGCUUGGUACUAUCAUCUCUAUGGUUCUACCGCUCACGCCAUGACACCUGCGGAAGAAGGUCUCCAUCCAACACACUACCCAUGGGAGCACGAGAAAUACGUCAAGACCUUCGACCACCAAGCCCUGCGCCGUGGUUUCCAGGUCUACCGCGAGGUCUGCUCUUCGUGCCAUUCCCUCGCUCGCGUCCCAUACAGAACCCUGGUCGGAGUAACCCACACCGUUGACGAGGCCAAGGCCAUGGCCGAGGAGAACGAGUAUGACACCGAGCCCAACGAUGAGGGCGAGAUCGAGAAGCGCCCCGGAAAGCUCUCCGAUUACCUCCCAUCGCCAUACAAGAACGAUGAGGCCGCCCGCGCCGCCAACAACGGUGCCCUGCCUCCCGAUUUGUCGCUGAUUGUCAAGGCCCGCCACGGUGGCUGCGACUACAUCUUCAACCUCCUUACCGGUUACCCUGAGGAGCCUCCCGCAGGCGCCGUCGUCCAGGAGGGCCUCAACUUCAACCCUUACUUCCCGGGUACCGGUAUUGCCAUGGCUCGUGUCCUCUUCGAUGGUCUCGUUGACUACGAUGAUGGAACUGAGGCCUCUACCUCCCAGAUGGCCAAGGAUGUUACCGAGUUCCUGAACUGGGCUGCCGAGCCCGAGAUGGACCAGCGCAAGAAGAUGGGAAUGAAGGUUCUGAUUAUGACCUCCGCGCUACUGGCUCUCAGCAUCUGGGUUAAGAGAUACAAGUGGGCUCCGAUGAAGACAAGGAAGAUCGUUUACAACCCGCCAAAGGUUGGUGGACCAAGAAAGUAGAAGGAUCCUUGGUGUGAGUUAGAGCGAGAGGCUUGGAUAGGAAGAAGGGAGUGAAUGCAACGACGCAUAUUACACUGUUGUAUUGUACUAGUUCUACGUUUUGGUUGUACAAAGAGAAUAGUCUACUAGAAGAGAAGAUACGGGACCUAAAUCUCAAUAUACCGUCUUAUUUCUUUUGUAACUUGGUUG